This is a messenger RNA of Thamnophis elegans (Western terrestrial garter snake), 1884 nucleotides long. Its product is annotated as vomeronasal type-2 receptor 26-like. The transcript has 4 exons. Bases 1 to 1884 code for a protein of 627 amino acids. Gene Ontology annotation, molecular function: G protein-coupled receptor activity. Gene Ontology annotation, biological process: G protein-coupled receptor signaling pathway. The record is from RefSeq and is a predicted model, not a curated record. Gene Ontology annotation, cellular component: membrane. Lineage: Eukaryota; Metazoa; Chordata; Lepidosauria; Squamata; Natricidae.
AUGGAACAGUUGGCCAUGGAGACAUUUUCUGACGACAUUUUAGUUACAUUUCAUGAAUUGAUUAAAAUGUUCGUGGUUAUCAUGAAUGGCACUUCCAACGUUGUGAUCUUACAUUGUGAAAACCAGGUCACGGUCAUUUUCAGAAUGUUCCCCUAUGCUUCAGAUUUUGAAGAGAUACCAAUCCAGAGGAAAGAUAAAGUUUGGAUAAUGACAGCCCAGAUGGAGUUCACCUCCCUUUCCUUUCAAAGAAUGCGAGGGAUGGAUUUCUUCCAUGGGGCCAUAUCUUUUGCAGUGUCCUCCAAGGAGAUUUCUGGGUUCAAACAUUUUGUACAAACGAGAAAGCCAACUGCAGAAAAGGAAGACCAUUUAACAAGAUUGUUCUGGGAACAGGCAUUUUUGUGUUCUUUCCCCAGUUUGGAUAAGGACAUUGAGAUAAUGUGCACUGGAGAAGAGAAUUUGGAGAGUCUUCCUAAUGCUAUCUUUGAUACCACCAUGACUGGGCAAAGUUACAGCAUCUAUAAUGCAGUCUAUGCUGUGGGAAAUGCAUUGCGAGCCGUUCUUUCGCCCAGAUUCAAAUAUAAAGUUAUGGCAGCCAAUGAGAGACUAGUGACUGUGAAUCAAGAGGCCUGGCAGCUUCAUCACUAUUUGAGAACACUUUCAUUUAACAACAGUGUUGGAGAUGAAAUUGUCUUUAACAAAAAUGGGGAAUUAGGAACUGGAUUUGAUAUCCUCAACUGGAUCGCACUACCAAACCAGACUUUCCUUAAGGUCAAAAUUGGAAGGGUAGAUCCCACAGCUUCCCAGGAUAAGCCGCUCACCAUUUCUGUGGAGAACAUGACCUGGCCAAAUGAGUUUAACAAGACAGUGCCCCUUUCGGUUUGCAAUGGCAAUUGCCAUUCAGGUUACAGCAAGUUUAAAAUAGAAGGUAGACCAUUUUGUUGCUAUGAUUGUCUUCCAUGUGCAAAAGGGAAGAUUUCAAACAAGACAGAUGCAGGUGAUUGUUCCCAAUGUUCAGACAAUCAAUAUCCAAACAAAGCUCAAAACCGUUGCAUUUUGAAACGGAUCAUAUUUUUGUCUUACAAAGAACCCUUGGGAAUCACCUUGACAAGUGUUGCUUUCUUCUGUUCUGUCAUCUCAGCUAUGGUGCUGGGGAUCUUCAUUAAAUACCAGGACACACCCAUCGUCAAAGCCAACAACAGAAACCUCACCUACGUUCUUCUCAUUGCUCUCCUCCUCUCUUUCCUUUGCACUUUGCUUUUCAUUGGGCAACCUGACCAAGUGAAAUGUCUCAUGCGACAAACUGCCUUUAGCAUUUUCUUUUCUGUAGCCCUUUCUUGUAUGUUGGGGAAAACAACUAUUGUUGUUCUUGCUUUUAUGGCCACCAAGCCAGGAUCCCAAAUAAGGAAAUGGGUAGGAAAAAGACUAGCUAUCUCUAUUGUCCUUGCUUGCUCCCUGCUACAAAUUAUGAUUUGUGUUGGGUGGCUUACAAUUUCCCCCCCAUUUGCUGAUUCUGAUAUGCACUCAAUGCCUGAAGAAAUUGUCCUUGAAUGUAAUGAAGGUUCAACCACUAUGUUUUAUACUGUUCUUGGCUUCUUAGGGCUAUUGACUGCUAUCAGUUUUACUGUAGCUUUUUUUGCUAGGAAGCUACCUGAUAGCUUUAAUGAAGCCAAAUUCAUCACCUUCAGCAUGCUGGUCUUUUGUAGUGUCUGGAUAUCAUUUGUUCCAACCUAUCUGAGCACCAAAGGCAAAUAUACAGUAGCUGUGGAGAUCUUCUCCAUUUUGGCUUCUGCAGCUGGCUUGUUGUGUUGCAUCUUUUCCCCUAAAUGCUACAUUAUUUUCUUGAGACCUGAUUUAAACAAAAAGGAACAGCUGAUAAAAAGAUAA